Molecule: messenger RNA, 1066 nt
Organism: Sinocyclocheilus rhinocerous
Lineage: Eukaryota; Metazoa; Chordata; Actinopteri; Cypriniformes; Cyprinidae
Exons: 2
Coding region: 79-798 (239 amino acids)
Cellular component (GO): plasma membrane
Molecular function (GO): monoatomic cation channel activity
Source: RefSeq, a predicted model, not a curated record
UCUGACCAGAAUUUGUGCACUUGUGAACUGGACUACAGACUAUAAGAGAGAUAGAAGCAGCCAAAAUCAUCUCAGAAGAUGUCAUUGCUACAGAAACAAAGAGAAAUCCUGAAAACCUUUGCUGCCUUCGGCUCUGUUACACUGAGCUUUUUGUUAUUUGGAUUUAUGGUUGUGAUGAAUCAUACCUUCACAUGCCCGUGCAGAUCUGAUCAGAAUACAACGCUAACAGUGUCCAUCUUCAUUGGACCUGCUUUUUUUGCCUUGGUUAUAAUGUUCCACAUGUUAAGGCCUCUUAGAUAUGGAUGGUUUCAUUGCCCCAAAGGAGCAUAUGAUGAUAAUCGGCAGAACUGGCCUAAAGCUCUCAUAUCUUGUCUGAUUCCAUCUGUAAUGUGGAUCUUCAUGUUGUUACUUGAUGGUGAUUAUGUUGCUUGUGCCAUGACAGAAUGGAAGGGAGUUUAUGUUCCUAAUUUUGAUCAAAACAAGUCGUGGUGUAAACCUAUCGAAGGAUUGCGAAAUGAGACAGAGUUACGAGAUUUGACGCGCAAAUAUAUUCAUCAGUCUCAGUGUGCAGGUUAUGUUGUGAUCUCUAUCUUCAGUGCCUUGUCACUUGCUGUUGUGGGUAUUCAUGACUGCUGCAUUAGUGGAAAAUGUGACCGCUGCCCAAGUCGGCUGUUGUUAUUCUGUGGACGAAUAGAGAGACACAGUGAAGAAAAUGACCAAGGACAGGAUGAUGUAGAGCUCAGCCCCACCUCCACCAUCAGUACACACCCACUUGUUGUUUUUUCAAAAAGAGAAUAAACAGCUUAAUUUUCUUAAUUCUCUUUUUGCAUGUAUGCAUGACUCUUCUCUUUAUUAUAGUAAGAUGACAGCAUGAAAAGCAUGAAAACAAUUAUUUAACAUUUCAACAUUUAAUUAUCAAGACAUAAUUAAGUUACAGUUCACAAGUUUUUGUCACAAUAACCCAACAAACUAUAGCACUAUAACCAUAUGUCAACCAUGUUUAACAUAUAUAAAUAUAUAAGGAGCAUAGAAUAUGUUUUAAGAAACAAUACUGCACAAAUAAAGA